AUGCCUAAUUCUAAGGAAAAUGGUCCAUGUGGUAGUAGAGUUAUAGUGGGAGGAGAGUAUGACGUUGCCCAAUGUUUUGUCUCGGACUGUUGGCCCCCUUCUGCCUCCAAAUGGAUAGACCGAUGUCACUCAUGGCCCCCAUCUUAUGUUGUUGAGGACAUAGUCAGAAAUGGAUGCCAUUUUGUAGCAAUAGGACACAAACUAGGUAAACACACAGAGAAUGAAUGGAGAAUUUCCUUCUCUUUGGCAGAACAAAAACUUGUAUAUUCAAUGAAUCAUUGUCAAUUUUUAACCUAUGGUCUGCUUAAAUUGCUCUUAAAAGAAUCUAUUAAUAAUGGAUUAAAUGAUGAGGACAAGCUACUGUGUUCCUAUCACAUGAAGACAGUCGUUUUUUGGGUGAUUCAACAGAAAACAAUACCUCAUUGGUUUCCACAAAAUCUCCUGGAGUGUUUCUGGAUUAGUUUUAAACUUAUCCUUAAAUGGGUGUAUGAGGGGGUAUGUCCAAACUUUUUUAUUCCAGAAAACAACAUGUUUCUGGGUAAAAUUCAUGAUGAAUCACAAAAGAAUUUAUUCAAGAGGCUUCAUGAAUUGUAUGAUAGGGGUUUAGUAUCACUGCUUCAUAUUCCAUCUAUCAGGUCCAGUGUUAUAAGUGUCCUUCAAAAUCCCAGACAAUUUGUUGAUACAAACAAACACAUGCUGAUCUCAAAAGUUUUGUUUGAACAACAUCUACUUAAUGAAUUGGGUUCAAAUAAAACUGCUAUAUCAAACCUACAUCAAUGUAUGAGGUUCCUCAAUGCAGCAGAAAAGAUGAUAUAUUUACCCCUAACUCAGUACCAGGUUCUCGUGUUACAAAGACAUACAGCCCCUAUACUCCAAAACACUGCUUUUAUGUUAUAUAAGUUUUUAACCGUUUUUGCACCAUUGGAGGUAUAUAUUAGCUCAGUUGUAAACAAACAAGUGUAUAUGGCUGAAAAGAUAUCAAGUUAUAUGCUGAAAUUAGUAGCCAAGUUUGGGUGUAUUUCUGAUAUGUUGUUUAUUGCAAUGUUUUACUACAAGACACUUAGAUACAAGGAAGCUAUAUCAGUUAUAGAGAUGACAAAGGUCAAGUUAGCACAACCAUAUGUAUUGUAUUUCCCUCAUUUUUCUAUGGAUGGAAUACGUUACAUGGUUCAUCAGUGCUUAGGGGGGCAUUCCUUGUCUACAAAGAUGAGACAUGCUGUAGCAUGGGAUUUUAGCUUUGAAAAUGGAGUCUGUUACAUGAAUGAAUUAGUGCCAGAACAACAGUGUAUGUUACAGAAUGGACACCAUAUAUUAAAUAUCCCCCUCUAUGUGAUGUUGCACAUGUUAGAGACAUUGUGUUAUAGACAUGUAGACCCACUGAGAGCACAAACAGCUCUAGAUAAUCUACAGGACCUGGUUUACCAUGAUCAGGGGAAAUAUGCACCUGUAAAGUACAGAGACAUAUGCUGGGAGAUUCUAGGGAUCUGUCAACAGGUGACAGGGAACCAUCAAGCAAGCUGCUCUGUACUCCUAUCAACAAUCUCUCAGACAUACAUCAAAUUACAUACAAACUGCUACAUUGAUGAGGAUACAAGAAAUCAUGACACUCAUGUACAGAAAUCAAUAAUUCUCACGAUAAUUUAUCAAGAUAGUUACCUAUCAAAGUUCAGCACCUCAGAACUUUUCUUUUAA
Molecule: messenger RNA, 1692 nt
Organism: Saccostrea cuccullata (small rock oyster)
Lineage: Eukaryota; Metazoa; Mollusca; Bivalvia; Ostreida; Ostreidae
Exons: 1
Coding region: 1-1692 (563 amino acids)
Source: RefSeq, a predicted model, not a curated record